GGCUAUUGCUCGUCAGCUUGAAACGCGGUUCAUCCAAUCGCAGUGCAGAGUCAAACGUUUAAUCUCGCAAUGAGCAAUUAUGCGAGAAUCCAGGUGUUUCCCCCCCGACUCUCGCCGUUAAAAAGUUGUGACCCAUCAAAGAGUUCCGCGAAUUUGAAUGCGCCAUAAAAGAAGCGUUUUGUGUCUGUUUUAAUUUGUUGGUGAGACGUUAGCGUCGGUCCCGGUUUGCGCUUGUGGCGCAAUCUCCUCCCCUCAGCGGAUUCCAGCAGAAGCAGUCCGCCUGAGAUUCUGUGGAGGAAUCGCGCCGAGCAAGAUGGCGCUGUGUGGUUCAGCACCGAACAGCUCCCGUCGGGCUUUUUAACCAACACUUCAAACAAUCAAUUAAAACAAAGGCCAGAAUUCACCUCGUGGGUUUUUUUCUCUUCUUCUCCCCCUUCGGUCGGAACGCGAGGAAUGCUCCGCAGGACGCUCGCUUCGUUUGGUGCAGAGAAGCAGCAGAGCCCACCGCAGAGACCCUCUCCACAAGAAUGACCAGAGAAGAUUCAAACGAACACGGCGGUGGCUUGCGCUGAGACCCAUCCAUGAUCCCCGUGGAUUAAUCUGGCUAUUCCCCCGUUUUGGCUCUGUAACAUGGAGGAGCGAGAAAACGACACGUUCGAACAGCAAACAAACUCUUUUAUUUAACAUCAGAGGCAUCGUUUCUGGACUUCGCGUUGUCUUCAGCAUGUCAGGAGGCACCGUAACGCUGCUGGUCAUGUCUGCGUCGUUUUUCAACCCUAGUUUUGCGCUGAGCUCUCAUUUUGACUCAGAUGGCGCUCCACUGAGUGAGCUGUCCUGGUCGUCCUCUCUGGCCGUGGUGGCUGUGUCUUUCUCUGGACUCUUUACCUUUAUCUUCCUCAUGCUGGCUUGCCUGUGCUGUAAACGCGGUGACAUUGGCUUUAAGGAAUUUGAGAAUGCAGAGGGAGAGGAAUAUCCAGCGGACAUGUCCACGCCGGCAUCGCCUGCAUCUCACACAGGUCCUGACGUCUAUAUCUUGCCACUCACCGAGGUCUCUCUGCCCGUCGCCAAGCAACCCGGCCGAUCAGUCCAGCUCCUGAGAUCCACGGAUCUUGGCCGCCACAGUUUGCUUUAUAUAAAGGAGAUUGGACAUGGCUGGUUUGGCAAGGUAUUGUUGGGGGAGGUUCACUCUGGUCUCAGCAGUACCCAAGUGGUGGUGAAGGAACUAAAGGCCAGUGCCAGCGUGCAGGACCAGAUGCACUUUCUGGAAGAGGCUCGGCCAUAUCGGUCUCUCCAGCAUCCAGCUCUAGUACAAUGUCUCGCUCAGUGCACAGAAGUCACACCCUACUUAGUGGUCAUGGAAUUCUGCCCACUGGGUGAUGUUAAAGGUUACCUGCGCAGCUGCCGGGCAACAGAUUCCAUGACCCCUGACCCCUUACUACUUCAGAGGAUGGCGUGUGAGAUCACUUCAGGCCUGCUUCACCUUCACAAAAACAACUUCAACCAUAGUGAUCUGGCUUUGAGAAACUGCCUGCUAACCUCAGACAUAAAAGUUAAGAUUGGAGACUAUGGACUAGCGCACAACAAGUACAAGGAUGAUUACUUUGUGACAUCAGACCAGACCUGGAUUCCCUUACGCUGGAUUGCCCCUGAACUGGUUGAUGAGGUUCAUGGUAACUUACUGGUGGUGGAUCAAACCAAGGAAAGCAACAUCUGGUCCCUCGGUGUAACAAUCUGGGAGCUGUUUGAGUUGGGAAAUCAGCCGUACCGCCAUUAUUCAGAUCGACAAGUUCUCAGCUAUGCUGUAAAGGACCAGCAAUUGAAGCUGCCCAAGCCACUUCUUAAGUACUCUCUUUCUGACCGCUGGUAUGAAGUAAUGCAGUUCUGUUGGCUUCAGCCUGAUCAGAGGCCCGAUGCAGAAGAAGUUCAUUUGCUGCUUAGUUACUUAUGCGCCAAAGGAGCCAGUGAGGCAGAGGAAGACUUUGAAAGACGCUGGAACUCCAUGAGACCAAACACAAGCCAUGCUAAUGUUCUUGGAGCGGGUGCACUAGCAAUCGACAUGCCCAUGUCAUCCACCACUUCCUCAUUCCCCCUACUGGAGCAGUUCCCUACUGGAGAUGGCUACCAUUCAGAAUCUGGAGAUGACAUCCUAACGGUUACUGAAACCAGCCAUGGCCUCAACUUUGAGUACAAAUGGGAGCAGGCACGGGCUGAACAGCACUACCAUUCUUCAUCCACCUCAGGCACUUUGGGUCAAGGCAAUCCCCAUUGUCAGGAGGUCUACUAUCCUCCAAGUGGAAUAGUGGGGGGCUGUGCUGUUGAAGGACUCGCCCUUGGGGUUUCUCCUUCAUAUUAUGAGUCCAAACAAAUACACACCCCUGGUGUGGUACCAGUCCUGAGUGCUCACAGUCCAUCAGUGAGUAAUGAGUACUACAUUCGCAUUGAGGAGCCAGUACAAAGCAAUAUUGAUAUGAACUUCACCCUGUGUUCUUACAGCCCAGAUUUUGGGGGCAGCAACGGAAGCUUUCUAACAGGUAGUGGAGACUCUAGGGAGUGUAUGAACUGUCCCCCUGAAGCUAAACCAGACAUUUAUUGGUCAGCAGAUAUCCACAAAAGCAGUGCCUAUGAUUCUGACACCAGUCCUGCUAUGUCUCUAACUAUGGAGCCUCUUUUGGGUCAUGGUAGCCCUCUUAGAGCAUGGGAGUCUGGUCACUAUGUCUCAUACAAAGACAGAGAUGGAGGUUACUACUAUGAACCAUCACCUCCUAAGAUCAUGGACCGCUACCUGAUACGAGACCCAACAGAGCCUCCACAAGAGAGCUGGGGGUCUCGAAGCUUAAGACAAGCACUUGGGGAACUAGAGGAGCCUUUAGGUAUCUCUCCAUCAAUUGGAAGUCCUCCACAAGGCUAUGCUGAUCCUUACUUGGAGAACAUUCAAGGCUCCAUUAUAGGAAAGAAUGUUACAGGAGGAUAUUAUGAUAUGAUGGGGUCUUUGAGGAAGACUAUGCCAGGUAGCCACUCAGUUUGCAUUGACAUGGCGUCAGGUGGUGCUAUAUUUGUAGGACGAGAUGACAGCGACUCUGAGGACGAGGAAGACAUCUUUGUGGAAAGGCGAGCAAGAAGCUGGUCCACCAGCAAUCCAGCAAAUACAAACACAAGGAGCUUGCGUCAAAGGCAAGGGUCGUGUAUCCAAGAUUCGUAUGCAGAUUUCCACUACACUAUGCCGAUGACUGACGUUGAAGAUACAUGGCCAGAAGAUCAAACUCUGCCAUACCAUAUGGCCAAACCGAUUGACUACUUAGAGGCAACCGUGAAAAGCAACACUUGCCUGGUGCAUGGAAGACAUGUACCUUCAAACCCUUCACCCGAGUGCAGCUCGUAUAUCCAUAUGUGCCAUGAACCUAGAGAAGCUGAAGUAUAUCCUGUGCCAUGUUGUCAAGCUUUGAGCAGUUCGCAUUUUGUAGAUCCUCUAACAGGAACUCUUGUGAGGAACUGCUUUAUGAUUGACUGUAUUCCAGGGAAACCCAUGACAUUGCCCAGAAAAGACCAACAUCUAGGCCAAGCACCUUUAUCAGCUGGACCUAUAGUUUCCAAAAUAGAGUCAUCAAGGGAAGGUGCCAAACAGUUUGAUGUCUCACACCAGUAUGUGGAUAUUACGGUAGGAGAAACAAACUUAAAGCAAGAAAAAGCUUUGCAUGAAGAUGCAUCUCCAGUGGAUCCCAAAAGUGAAAUUAUUGCCAUCAAUCCACAGUUGGAGAAAUCCCAAGCAGAGUUAUCCAAAUCAGAACCAGAGUCAGACUUAAGCAAGACAGCAGACAGUGGUGUGGAUCAUGGACACUCUAGUAUCAGCCUAGUGGAGAUUGAUGACUGCAGUGAUGAUGACAUCACUGAUGUAACCUCAGGAAUUUUUGGUGACUUCACUGUUGAAGUGGAAACUGUUGACUACAUCAAUCCAACAUUCAAGUCAUUGCAAAAGCAGGUUGGUACCCCAGACUCCAUGGACUCCAUUGACAUACCAUCUACAGCAUGUUCCAGUGAGACACUCAGUCCUGCCUCCAUUCAUCCUUCAAGCUCUCCUAAGACAGUGGACAGUGGCUAUGACACCGAAAACAAUGAAUCUCCAGAAUUUGUCUUAAAGGAACCCCAUGAACUACAAGAUUCUAAGGUUUUCAUCCAACCCUUGGGAAAAGUGACAUCCGGGUCUAACUUUGAACAAGAGAUUACAAGGUCAGAGGAUGAGAAGCUAGAGGACAAUGUUGAUACUGUAAUGGCAUUGACAACAUCUGAGAGCAAUGAUGGAGAACUGAAGGCGCUGAGUGAUAAAACGCCAUACAGAGAUUCAGCCUACUUCUCUGACUAUGAUGCCGGGAAAGAUAAAGAAAGCGAAGAGGACAUCAAUGAACUCGAAGAUCAGAAAGAUGGACUGGAGGAAAUUAUAGAUAAAGAGGAACUACUUCCUCCCAAAAAGAAGGCAGAUGAAGAUGAAUAUCUUUUGCCAUCUACAAAGGAAAGGGAAAAAUCUCCUGAACACUCUCAUGGCGCAACUUCAAAUGUUUUAUCAAAAAUCAACGAAGGCAUGUCUGGUUGUGACACAAUCAGUAGUGUGUCUCUCUCAUCUUCUGAUAUUGAAGUAUCUAACAUAAAAGAUAAUUUUGGUGAUGAUGAAAUUAUUGUUGUAGAUUCAGAUCUUUCUGCAGAACUUGUACCAUCAGAAUCUGAAGUAUCUAAUUCAGAUGCUUUGCUUGGUCCUGAUUUAAAACAAAAAGAAUCUUUCAAACAAGUUGGUAGUGAAGAUAGUCUGUCUCUCGACCAAGUAAUUUCUGAGGGGGAUGUUGCUAACACCAGUAUUCCAGAGGUCCUUACUGAUGAGAAUGAAGAAGGUAUAGUCAGAGAUGUGAGCUGUAUCAUUUUGUCAGAAGAGGAACUAACAUCUCAGAAUGAAACAGCAGAAAGGAACAGUUCCCCUACACAUGAGGGACUGGAAUCCAGGAGUAAGGACUGUGAAGAAAGAGGGCGCAAACGAAGCUCCACACGUUCUGGCUCUCCUCCCCCUCCACUAGAAGGACGGGUAUCUCCCACAGAUGGAGAAGAGGCAGAUGAGGAAGAUGGCGACUCUGAGGAUAGCGAUGAGUCAGAUGAGGAGCUACGCACUUAUAGCAUUCAGGAGCAGAGUGAAGAAAGCGAGGACGAGAUCUUGACCGUACCUAUCAUUGUGAGUGACUGCAGUGAUGCACACAAACUCAGAAGUCUGCUUAAGAUACCAACGUUGCUCAACGAUUCACUGUCUGACGAAAUGGAGAACAAAAAGAAAGUGGUGUCUUUCUUUGACGAUGUCACCGUCUUUCUGUUUGACCAGGAAAGCCCCACCAGAGAGCUGGCAGAGAGUUUUCCUUUGGGUGGAGAGUCAAGCAAAUCGAGUGCAAAGAGUAAAACACAAAACCAGCAAGAAAAGAUCAAUGCCUCCGAUGACUCUUCUGAUGGAAACAUCUCAGAAGAGAGUGCAGGGUUUGAAUGGGAAGAUGAUUUCCCAUUGUUGCCCCUUCCCACAUCUUCUAAGAGGUCUCCUCCAGACGUCACUCCAAAGCCGAGCCUACCAAGUGGCAAUACUAAACCUGUGGCACAGGUCUCACGUUUUACCGUUUCUCCAUCUAACGUGUCACGUUUCUCCAUCACACAUGUCUCAGAUUCAGAUAUGGAUUCGGCAGGAGGUGAGACCGCACAUGUUUGAAGCAGUGUACCUACAAUAAUCUUUUUCCAGAUUAGCAGCUACAGGGAGCAGUGAAGAUGGGGAAAGAGAGUGAAUCACCAUACUACUGCCAACACUGAGCAGCACUGACAGACACUUAUUUAUUUUUGUUUGUUUAUUUAUUCAUUUUUAUCAAGGAGAUCACAAUAAGAAGGAGGUUUUGAUCUUUCUCUGAAAACCAUUUUUGGAUCCCCUCAAAAACAGUGCCUCUUCAUGUCAGCAAACACUUCAAACAAGCCCUUUCGGAUGGGCCCCAGAAGAAAAAAAAACCCCAUGAUAAUAUGUUAAGCGUAUUAUAAAUUAAGCUUAUUAUAAAUGAAACAGAGUUUGGAUGGAUCCGCUUAGUUUAUAUGGACCUACUGGAAACUGACUGUGACUGUUUACAACAUCAGAUACUGUAUUUUUGGAAAGUGUUGAAAAGACGCUAAAGUUAUCACUGCAUCAAAAAUUAAACAAGCAAAAUGUAACAAAACUAAAAUGAACUGAUUUUUACUGUGAAAUAUCAAUGCAGUGUUUGUCUAUAAAAGGAGGAGUUUUAAAAGGAGAGGUUAUUUAAGUGUUUUUAUGACUAAAAUGAAGUUCACGACACACAGCUGCCUUGUGUUUGUCACCUGCCUGAGAGUAGCAUUGUGUUUUGGUGACAUGGCAUUCUGAAACCACUUUUAUGAUUUUAUGAACAACCACACGCAUUAUUAUCCAAUCUAUUUCUUCAUGAUCUGAAUGCUUAGUGUUUUAGAUACUUUUGUUAUUUAUUUACUUAUUCAGUGCUUCGAUUUAAAUCAGUUUGCACAUGAUUUGUCACUUUUUGCUAUUUCCCUGUUCGUGGCAGAAAUCAUGUUUCACAGUUUGACUUUGAAUAUCUGCAGUUAAAUCCGUAAAUUAAUCAUAACAAAAAAAAAAUAGGUUAAAUUUUAACAUGCAGUAGAAAAGUAGAAAAACUCAAAAUAAUCUCAAAAAUAAAUAUUAAACCAUAUGUAAUUGACGACCUGUUAUGUGCUGGAGGAUUUGAUGAUUGUUUAUUGAUGUAUUUAGGGUGACUGCUAGUAAAGAGGGACACUUCGACUCAAGCAUCGUGAUUAAUAUAUUGUAGCCAUUUGGAUCAUAUUAUAAAAAAAAUGAUUACAAAUGAUCACAAAGUGUUCCGAUUUACCCGUAAUCGCCCUAUUAAAUGAUGCUGUACAUGCUUGCUACCUUCGAAGCCGGGUUGUAUUAUGAUCAGGGUGUUAAUCAUAUACUUAAGAGUGUUAUUUAUUAGUCAACAUGUUUUAUAUUUCCUUGAACUUUGAAGAACAGAUCGAUGCUUUCGAGCAUCGCAAGCCGCAACGCUUAACAGACUGCCAUGUCUAGUUGUUGGACUUUCUAAAAAUUGACUAGCUGAUAAAAACUAUUUGAACAAAAUGGACAUACGAUAUUGUGAUUUUUUUUUUUUUUUUUUUUUUUUUUUGUUCUCGUAUGGUUGGGAAACGACCAAUCGGACGUGGUCAAGGAGGACGAGCUGCUGAUGUGACUGAGGACCGUGUACAGUACCGAGGGACUCGAUGCUACCGAGCAUAAAUCUCAAUACGCUACUCUCGAUAUGUUCCGUUCGUUUGCCUGCGAAGGCCUUUAUUCUAUGUAAUCGUCUAGCUUUAGAUUGAACUAGACAACAGUCUGUACUAUUUUUGUAUUUGAUUCAACGAUUUUAAACUGCUGAAAGGUCAAAUGGGCUCUUACGACGAAGGCGAAAGGGGAAAAUGUGUGUUUUCUGCCAAAGAAACGUUAUCGGUGGAUGUGGCACGAGCCGGAUUUGCGUCCCGUGAGUUGUUCUGAUUCGGAGCGGCAGAUUCACAGAUUUUUCUCGGGGUAAAAAAAAAUUGCCUUUACGAUGGUUUUAAGUCGCGGUAUAAUGUUAAGCGAGAGUGUAUGUAAUUCUGUUCCUCAAAUGUGUCACAAAUUUAGUGAGAAAAAAAACAAUAAAAAUAUUCUGUUUGACGGUU
Puntigrus tetrazona (Sumatra barb) is the source of this 7719-nucleotide messenger RNA. RefSeq names its product apoptosis-associated tyrosine kinase b (gene lmtkb). Gene Ontology annotation, biological process: brain development; peptidyl-tyrosine autophosphorylation. The transcript is spliced from 14 exons. The record is from RefSeq and is a predicted model, not a curated record. Gene Ontology annotation, molecular function: ATP binding; protein tyrosine kinase activity. Bases 725 to 5725 code for a protein of 1666 amino acids. NCBI's taxonomy places the organism in Eukaryota, Metazoa, Chordata, Actinopteri, Cypriniformes, Cyprinidae.